This is a messenger RNA of Amyelois transitella, 3792 nucleotides long. RefSeq lists its product as uncharacterized. The record is from RefSeq and is a predicted model, not a curated record. NCBI's taxonomy places the organism in Eukaryota, Metazoa, Arthropoda, Insecta, Lepidoptera, Pyralidae. The coding region runs from base 826 to 3573 and encodes 915 amino acids. The transcript has a single exon.
ACACCAUUGUUGGUAAUAUUGCGUCUAAGAUUGGCAUUUCACUUAAGCCCACAGACAUUGAUUUCAUCCACCGGGUGAGACGUUUCAAUAAUGCUCAGACAAGUGAGAUAAAACCAGCGCGUGAUGCUACCCUCGCACCAAAUAUUAUCGUCCGUUUUACUCAAAGAAAACGCAAGACAGAUAUGUUGACGGCGGCACGGGCGCGACGCGGACUCACCACUGCAGAUGCCGGUUUGGAUGGUCCAGCGAGUCCCAUCUUCAUCAGUGAUCAUCUUACACCUCAAAAUAAAUUACUAUAUAAGCAAGUUCGUACCAUAGCCAAGGAAAAAUUAUAUAAAUAUGUAUGGUUGUCAGACUGUAAAAUUUUUGUGCGAAAAAGUGAUACCUCGCAUACUAUUUUGGUGUCCCGUGAAUCUGAUCUCAUCAAAAUCAAAUGACUAUGCCGUCUAUUUCAUUUCCAGUCGAAUAUGUUAAGUAUAGUAAUCAUAUUUAAUACCCUAAACUCGUUUUGCAUUUAUUUUUAUAGUAAGAAAACAUGUACUUGUAAUUAUUUCUAUAUAGUCUUAAAUUUUAUUAUUUGUUUCGAAUAUGCUGGUGGAACAAUAAAUAUAUUUAAAAUUCGGUAACAAUAAUUUUUCCAUUUACUAUCAAAACGUGCGGGGCUUACGUACAAAGUCACAUGAGUUUUUAGGAAAUGUUUUGUCAGGAAAUUAUGACAUUAUAUGCAUAAACGAAAGUUGGCUCAAUGAUAACUUCUAUGAUUCUGAGUACUUUGAUAAUAGGUACUCGGUGUAUCGAUGUGAUCGCGACCCAGUAGCAAGCGGCAUGGAUAUGGGUGGUGGUGUUGUGAUAGCCGUGCGACGCGACCUGCGCCCGGUGCACAGGAUUGACAUGCGUGCACCGCCGCCUGCAGAUGAGGUAUGGGUGUCCGUGGCGCUGAGCUCGCCGCCGUGCUCGCCUGACCUUCGGCGUCCGGGCGCUGCAUCGCCUCGCUACUUACACAUUAUUUCUACGUAUAUAUCUCACGGACCGAAUCAUGAGUGUUUGCUUACUUCAUUUUAUGACAGGGUUAUUGAUUUUAUAAACGCUCACCCAGACGACGUCUAUCUGGUUCUCGGGGAUUUUAAUGUCACUUUAGCGGAUUGGUCACAUAAUGUAGAUAACCAAUGCAUGGAUAUACAUACCAAUAACAAUAACUUGGCCUGUAUUACCGAGGAUUUUUUAAACUUUUCAUUGCUUUCCCAAUAUAAUAAUCAAUUUAAUUUAAACAAUAGAAUGUUAGACUUAGUUUUUAGUAAUGAAUUAUGCACUGUUAACUCGUGUAAUUUUCCUUUAGUAAAAGAAGAUCCGAAUCAUAAAUCUUUAAAUAUUAUUUUAAACACUAACUUUCUUUCUCCAUCUUCAUUAAGAGAUGCCAAAAGUAACAGAAAACUUUUUUUCAAAGCCGAUUUCGAGUAUAUAAAAAUGGAACUCAAUACCAUUGAUUGGGUAAGUAAAUUCAAUACUCUGUCUGACGUUAAUUCUAUGGUGGACUUCUUUUAUUGUGUUUUUGACGAAUUAAUUGAAAAAUAUGUACCUACUUCUAAAUUUAAUAGUAAAUAUAAAUUUCCUCCUUGGUACACGCAACCCUUGAUAAAAUUAAAUAAAGAGAAAGAAAAAUGUCAUAAAAAAUGGAAGUUUUAUAGAAAUUUGCAAGAUUAUUAUACUUUUUCCACUUUAAGAAAACGUUUCAAAAAAUUAGAAAGGUCUUGCUAUGAUGUGUAUAUUAAAUUUUCAGAAGAAAAUAUAAGAAAAAAUCCUAACUCAUUUUGGUCAUUUGUAAAAUCAAAAAAGAACCAUAACGACAUUCCAGAAAAUAUGUUCUAUAAAGAUGAGUGUUUAACUGAUGGAAACAAAAUUUGUGACGCAUUUAAUAAUUGUUUUGGUUCUGUUUUUGUUUCUUCGAAUGGUGUAAGUUCACAAACCACUUUUUCAUCUGGAUCACAAGAUAAAAUACAUGACACAACUGUUGAUAUAAGUCACAUAAAAUUUGAUCUAGAAACCAUAGUCAAUGAAUUUAAGAAAGUAAAUAUACACAAAGGGGCCGGUGCCGAUAACAUCCAUCCUGUGCUUAUAUCAAAUUGCGCAAAAGAACUUGCAAUUCCAAUGUUAAUUAUUUUUCAAAAAUCAAUAGAUACAGGUGUAUUUCCAAAUAAAUGGAAACAAUCUCUGAUUACGCCUAUUCCAAAAAAUAAAAACAGAGAACAAAUUACUGAAUAUAGGCCAAUCUCAAAAUUAUCCAUUUUAGGCAAAAUUUUUGAAAAACUUGUGACUUAUCAUCUUUCUUUGUCAGUUCGAAAUUUUAUUGCAGAAGAACAACACGGGUUUUUCAAGGGUCGUUGUGUUGAAAGCAACAUGGUAACUUUUACUGAUUUUUUAUCACAAGCUAUGGAUAACAAUGAACAGGUGGAUGUCGUGUAUACCGACUUCUCCCGGGCAUUUGAUAAAUUAAAUCAUAAACUCCUUAUUUUGAAGCUCGAAGAAGCCGGCAUACAUGGCUGCCUCCUUAGGUGGAUUGAAUCCUACAUCAGUAAUAGGAGUCAGGCCGUCUGUAUUAAAGGAUAUUGUUCGCAAUUUUUACCUGUGCCUUCCGGGGUCCCACAAGGUUCCCAUAUGGGGCCCUUGCUUUUCUCCCUAUACAUAAAUGACAUAGGAAACAUAUUUAAUAACAGUCACCACCUUUUAUAUGCUGAUGAUAAUAAAAUAUAUAAAAAAAUUAGGUCUGUGGUUGACUGUAACAGAUUACAGGAGGACUUGCUGGCUCUUCAAGACUACUGUACCUCUAAUCAGCUAUAUCUUAAUACUGAUAAAUGUUAUAUUAUUACCUACUCACGAAAAAGAAAUAUUGUCAAAUACGAAUAUAAAUUAAAUAACGAAAUUUUGCAGAGAGUAACAGAAAUUAGAGAUCUAGGUAUAAUUAUGGAUUCUGAACUCUCAUUUAGGAAACACAUUGAUUUCGCAAUAAAAAAAGCAUUUCAAAAAUUAGGCUUUGUAUUAAGAAUUAGUAAACCAUUUAAACAAACCAUCACAAUGAAAAUUUUAUACUUUGCAUUUGUUCGUUCUAUUUUGGACUUUGCGAGUGUUGUAUGGAGUCCUUAUUAUAAAGUACACAUAGAUAGAAUCGAAAGAGUACAAAAAAAGUUUAUAAAAUCUUUAAAUUUUCGUGAGUGUACACAAUUUGACUCAUAUAAUAAGGCCUUGCUUCAUCAUAAGUUUCUUUCCUUAAAUGACAGGCGAAAAAUGUUUGAUUUGGUGUUUCUAUAUAAAAUUCUUAAUAAUUUAAUUGAUUCUUCAAAACUUUUGAGUAAAAUUUCCUUUGUGACUCCUAGGCGUUUACCUGUACGCCCCUCACGUAAAAUUCCACUUUUCUCUCCUCCACAUUUACACAAAAACUAUACUCGUAACACAUUUAUACAUCGUUCCACCACCAUAUAUAAUAAAGAGUUUGGAAAUAUAGAUCUACUAAACACUACUCUAAAACGAUUAAAACUCAGUUUUCAAUCUAGUUCAACUGAUAGUAAUAUAAUUUUGUAAAACACUUAUACUUAUAUAACAAACUUAAUUAACCUAACACUGUAAGCUAUUCUUAGUUGAUUUUGUUUACAAAUUCCUGCCAUGUAAUUAACCCUUUUUAUUAUAUAAGUACAUCACUUUAGGGCACUAUAGGUCUUUAAAUUGUACUCAUAGUUUAUGUAAAUAUCUAUUUGUAAACGACUGUUUGUUGCCUAAAUAAAGAUAAAUAAAAAUAAAUAA